This is a messenger RNA of Danio rerio (zebrafish), 2754 nucleotides long. Lineage: Eukaryota; Metazoa; Chordata; Actinopteri; Cypriniformes; Danionidae. The record is from RefSeq and is a predicted model, not a curated record.
UUCAAAAUAAUUGUUUUUAACAUAUUGAAUAAUACUAAUAAUCUCAUUAUGUAUUAUUAAUAUGUAUGCCAAUCAAAUUAAUAUAUAACCUAUACUAUAUAUACUAUACUCCUUUAAUUUCUCAUAAACAAAUAUAUUUACAAAUACAACAUGUAUUGUUAUUAACAGUUAUUGAAGCUACCAAAAGUAAGAGAAUGAAGACUAGAAGAUAUUUUUGACAAACCUACAAUCGGUAAUGCAGUUAUUUUAAUGUGAAAUGUGUAGUGACAGAACAUUUCUUAAGUAUUAUAAAUAAUAAUAAUAUCAUGCAUUAUUAAUAAGCUAUAUCAAAUUAGCCACGCCCUCAAGAGAAAAGUCAUAAUGUUGUUCAUUAAUCCAUUAUUAUUACCUAUUAGGCGUUAUUAUAUUAACAAGAACACAAAAUAUAAGCGGUAAUGCAGUUAUUUGAAUGUAAAAUGUUCAGUGACAGAGCAUUUUUGAAACAUUAUGAAUAAUAAUAAUAAUCACAUCAUGCAUUAUUAAUAGGCUACAUCAUACAAGCCACGCCCUUAUAUAUUUACUAUCGCGAAAAGGCGCCUUUAAUUCGCUAUUGAACGUUAUGAUCACAUGUAUAUUAACAAAAACAACACUUAUUGUAAUUUAUGAUCGUGAUUUUCUCACAUAAGUGAAUGUUUGUCUCUGAGGAGGUUUAAAUAAACGAGGGGCUGUGGAGGAAUUUCUCCUCCGGCGCUGAAAAAGUGGGAAGGGCUGAACUGAACACGCGCUUUUCGGCUUUGGAUGUUGAUUCCUUCAUUGAAGGUCCUAGUUCUUCACAUAAAUCACUUUAUUUGACUGUUUCCAAUUAUAAUCAUCACAAUAAACUGAUAACUCGUCGCGGUUAUGGGUGGAAACAGCAGCUCGCGCCACGUUUCUCUCGACGAUGAGGAGGGUGUUACAUUCGUCAAGGGCAUUCGGCUUUCAGAGCGAGUGAUUGAUCGCAUGAAGGAGUCUCCUCAUGUGCAAACUUCAACCAAAACCUCCACGCAGUCAGAAAACACUAAGCGUUCGGUUCCAGAUGAACGUCAAGUACCUAUAAUGCCUCAUCCUCCCUCGUACGCCAGUGCACUGGUCUCUUCUGAGCCACCAGCAUCUUCAGUUCCUGUGAUUGAAGAAACAUCUACACCAGCUUCACCUGUGGGUCAUACAACAGGUGAUGCGCAUGUAGUUUUGCCUGCUGAACCUAUAAAUAUUCCUUCAACAAGUGACUCAAUAACACCUCCUCAACUACCUAGUGCACCAGUUGAACCCUUCACUCCAGUUUUAACCACUACGACUGAUCCUGAAUCUAAUACAACUCGUCCAAUCACAGACUCGCUUGCAUCUUCUGUUGAACCUGUAGUUGUGCAGAAUGAAGGUCUUGUUGCUGAAUCUACUACACUAUGGUCUUCUGAUUUACCUGUCGAGAAUUCACACUUCCCAGCCUCCAUUCCCGAUUCCUCAAGUUCUACUGUAGUUUUGCUUGAUGAAACGUCUUCCAAUGCAAUGGAUGUGUCUGGAGAAUCUCCUGUUUCUUGUCUUAUGCCAGUCGAGGAACCUGUUGUGCCUUCAAUCAGUGGCCAAGUCUUUCCAUCACAAGCGCACGUCGAUGAAGAAAAACUCAGGAAGGAAAUCAGAGAAGAUCUUCUAAAGCAGAUGAGUGAGGAGAUGAAGACGGCAGAGCUCAACAUCCGACAACAACUGGAUAAAGAAAAAGCGAAAGCUCUGUCUCAGGCUCAAGCCACUGCACGACGGCAGAUUGAAGAAGAAGUGAAGAAGCUUCUGGAAGAGGAGAAAACAUCUCAACAACAGACUCUAGCGGACGCCAUCAGGAGAGAACAGCUGAGUGUUCAGGAUGAGCGUCUCAUUACACAGUAUUAUGCUCAGAAGCUUGAAGAAAAGGAGAAGGACCUGAAAAACCAGGACGAUUUAUUUCGGCAGCAGAUUGCAAAGAUGGAAGAAAAGAUGUCUAAAUUCACUAAAGUCACUUCUGAAAAUUACAAGAAAGGUUUAGAGGACGCACAAAACCGAUUCAGGCGAUAUCGAAUCAAGCCCGUGUGUUCAGAUCUCCAGAGUCAGAUCUUGAAGUGUUACGCUGAGAAUAAAGGACAAACUAUGUGCUGCUCCAACAUCGCGUCGCUGUACAUCCAGUGUGUGGACCGCGCCAGACAGGAUGAAAAGUUGAGCACUGGAGGUUGAGUUACCGGCCUGAACAGGAGAAUAAAAAUGGGUCAUCACAUUGAAAACACAUCUAAAUCAGUACCAAACCUUUGCUUUAACUGUUUAAAGCGCACCGUGCAGAAAAUCAUCUUGCAAACAUCAUAAGGGAAUCAUACCUCAGUGGAAAAAAUGGAUUUUUACAUAUUUAUACAUAUCUUUAGGAACGAGAGCCGUGAUUAUUACCUCAUGAAUUAUUACCUCAAAAUAUUUCAGACUCUUUCAACUGUGAAGUUUUCUUCUUUCUUUCUUGUUUGCAUGACUAAAGAUUCUAAGCAAUGCACAAUCUGAAAGCUGCAGUCUGAUGUUGGUUUUGCAUAGACGAACUUUAGUGCCUUUUGCUUUGAAAUCUCUAUUUCUUAGACAAGUUUAUUUGACUUUUUAAUAGCAGAGCUGGCUUUGGAUUCAGAUUUGUCAAAGGAAAAAUGCUGUUUAAAUUGCAGAAUGCAUAUGUUUGUGCCACUUGCAGAUCUGUGUUCAUUUGUUUUAGCAUCUUUACAUUAAAAAACAUUUUGAUUUUGA